Messenger RNA from Striga asiatica, 709 nucleotides. NCBI's taxonomy places the organism in Eukaryota, Viridiplantae, Streptophyta, Magnoliopsida, Lamiales, Orobanchaceae. The record is from the annotation of a GenBank genome assembly.
ACCGAAGUGAUUGACGCAUGUCAUGAAAAGGUCGAUUACUGGAAGCCACAUGAAAUACUAAACGUUUGGUCGGCCAACAUAUUUCCACCCAACUAUAGUUUUCGUAACGUAUGCUCCUGCGAUGAGUGUAGCACCAUGAUUGACGAACUCAACGACUUCGCUGAGAGCACAAGAUCCUUAGAGUGUAAUGCACGCGCACUCCACAAGUUUCGGAUAUUGCUCAAAGAAGAGAGUGAGGAGUUCGAUUUACACUUGAAGAAAAUAAGUUACGAGACAAAUAAAUUGAAAUCCGAGAAAGCUGAUGAGAAAGAUCCAUCAUGUGUAGCAGAGUGCAUACGGUUUGAUAUCGGCAGCCGUAGAAGUUCUAUUAUAAGCCUUCUAGAGUUCGGGAUGUGACACAUGCAUUAUUAGAUCAAAUUUUAGAAAUUAAAGAUGAGCACGAAGCACUAUAGAAUGGUAUAGAGGUGGAUCCUUCAAUUUCGAAAGGCGAUUUAGAACGACAAAUUAAGGUGAAAAAUCUUUUAUGUUUAGUAAAUUCAUCAUAUAUAAAAUGAAAGCUUGUAAACUAUGAUCUUUUAUAUAAUAUAAUUAUGUAUAUGUCCAUGUUUAGUGCCUAGAGCAACUGCCUGUUGAGGAACUUUUUUCAGAAGUUGUAGAUACCAUACGCACAGUUCGUGAUAUCAUAUCGUAUAUGGCAGAGUUGCCGUUC